This is a messenger RNA of Caenorhabditis remanei, 339 nucleotides long. RefSeq lists its product as uncharacterized. The record is from RefSeq and is a predicted model, not a curated record. The transcript is spliced from 2 exons. Lineage: Eukaryota; Metazoa; Nematoda; Chromadorea; Rhabditida; Rhabditidae. Bases 1 to 339 code for a protein of 112 amino acids.
AUGGAUGGAAUCGAUAUCGUUCUGGAAUCAUCUACUCUGACUAGUACUAAUUUGAAUGUCUUUCUGAAGCACUGGCUGUCUGGGGGGUGUCCUCGAUUGAAACUAUUCUGCGCCGAAACAUGUUCUCUGGAUAUCUUACAGGUACUUGAUGGUUUACUUCAUAAUGCCGUUUUUGUGGAGAACAGUCGUAACUACACCAGCCCAUUUGGAAACAGCAGAACCUUGUCAUUUGGGUAUGACAUCCAACGUGCGGAUGGCGUGACUGCAACAGUAUGCAAACAGGAAAAUGAAACCUUGGUUAUUGCAGUUUGGCCAGAGACCACUCAUAAUUAUAAUUAA